AUGGCCUGGGGUCGGUCUGUCCGGGUUCUCCCUGUAGACAGCUUCCUAGCUUGUGCCCCUAGCUCAUGCUCCCUGAGGAGCGUCGGACCGCGCGACCCGCUCACCAACUCCCGGAACUCUGGCGCGUUUCGGCCUUCUCGCCCACCAACCUGGCGCGAACACUUGGGACACCGCGCGCACCAGAACCAGCGGACCCAAAGCACAGCCCCCGGCGCCAGAUCGCAACAAAAUGUCCGCUCCACUGGCCGGAGCAAUACGUGCAGCCCCUUCACCCUGACUCGAGACUCCGCCCCCAGGCUCCCGCACCGCCCUGGCUCUGAUUGGGCGAAGCGGAGUCACGAGGGCGCCGUCGCUCUACGUGACGGUUUUCCCCGUGGUCUUUGGAUCUUGGGCAGUAUAUGUGAGGGCGUUCCCGUUGUGUCUGCGUCUGCGGCGUUCUCCGGGCUCUCCCUGGAUGUCAAGAACGGCAGGAAGAAUGCUACUGCCCCAGGAAAGAAAGUAGGGGAGGAGAAGUCUCUGGCUCCUGUGUUUGCUGAGAAGCUAAUAUCACCAAGCAGGAGGGGAGCCAAGCUCAAGGACCAUGAGAGCUACCAGGAGAAUGAAGACAGGAACACAGCUGAACCACUUGUAGCUUUCAAACUGUUUGUUGGAAACCUGAAUUUCAACAAAACUGUUGCUGAACUACAGUCUGGUCUCAGUGAAUUUUUUGCUAAAAAUGAUCUUGAGGUUGUUGGUGUCAGGGUUGCCUUGUUCAGGAGAUUUGGUUAUGUGAAUUUUAAAUCUGUUGAUGAUCAGGAAAAAGCCCUGGAACUUAGUGAUACAAAAAUCCUUGGGUAUGAAAUUAAAUUUAAGAAACCAAAGGGAAAGAAAACAAAGGUAUAUCAAAAUGCCAAAACACUUUUGAUCAAGAACGUGUCUGACAGAGUCACUCAACAUGAAUUAAAAGAAGUGUUUCAGGAUGCUUUUCAAAUCAGAUUAGUGAGCAAGGCUGGGAUGAAUAAAAGUUGCGGGAUUGCAUAUAUUGAAUUCAAGUCACAAGCUGAGGCAGGGAGAGCCUUGGAAGCAAAGCAGGGAACUGAGGUUGAUGGGCUUGCCAUAGUUCUGGACCAUAUUGGAGAGAAAAGCCAGGGCCAAAAAAAAUAGAGAUUGAAAGAACAGCACUUGGAGAGUCUCGUGAGUGGUCCCAGAGCUCUGUGGAUUGAGAGUUACCAGGGUUGUCGAAGGGGGGUCCCAAGGGAGGGGCUGGUAUGAG
This is a messenger RNA of Cebus imitator (Panamanian white-faced capuchin), 1252 nucleotides long. Its product is annotated as nucleolin-like. The record is from RefSeq and is a predicted model, not a curated record. The coding region runs from base 1 to 1143 and encodes 380 amino acids. Lineage: Eukaryota; Metazoa; Chordata; Mammalia; Primates; Cebidae. Gene Ontology annotation, molecular function: RNA binding. The transcript has 8 exons.